CACAGACAAAUCCGUGUUUAUCGAACAAAACGUUGACAUUUUCGUUGGUGAACCAUCUCAGUGGGAGCUUGAAGAAUUGAGAUCGGGUUGCAGCUUUCUAUCUUUUUUCCUUAAUCCGCAAUCACUCCAAUGGCGAAAAAAUCAAAACAGACAUUGCCGCUUCACAAAGUGAUCAUGGUUGGAUCCGGUGGCGUUGGUAAAUCAGCGCUUACCCUCCAAUAUAUGUACGGUGACUUUGUAGAAGAAUACGACCCCACCAAGGCCGACUCUUACCGCAAGAAAGUCAUGUUGGACGGGCAAGAGUGUCAAAUUGAUAUUCUUGAUACUGCUGGACAAGAGGAAUAUGCAGCUAUUCGCGAUAACUAUUAUCGUUCCGGCGAAGGGUUUCUCUGCGUUUUUUCUGUCUGUGAAAAUGAGUCAUUCGAACACACCCAGGAAUUCCGAGAUCAGAUUUUGCGUGUACUUGACGAUGAUACGAUUCCUUUCAUUUUGGUGGGAAACAAGGUCGAUUUAGCUCAUUUGCGCAAAGUGUCGUCGGAUGACGCUCAGCAAUUGGCAGACGAAUGGAACUGCCCCUACUUGGAAACAUCGGCAAAGACUCGACAAAACGUAGAAGAAGUGUAUACUUUACUUAUGCGACGCAUUCGAGACCGUAAAAUGCAAUUGCAUAUGUCAGAAGGCAGAUCAAAAAAAGGAAAAUGCGUUAUUUUAUAAAUGAUGCUUCUUCUAUUUUGUUUCUUACUUUCCUUUCCAUGACAUCUUCUUUUCCCAUCCUCGAUCAUGCAACACUCAUACGAAUUCUUACUACACAAGCUCGUCCAUUGUCCGCUCAUCGAAUCAUCUGAUUUUCUUUGAUAGUCCCUAGCUCUAUUUUUUUCUUUGUCACCUUUCCUGUUCUUCUUCCUUUAACAAUGUGUCUAAUUGAUAAUUGCAUAUUCAUCGGAUUGUUUUCUUUGCGAAAAAGUGUUCUUUA
This is a messenger RNA of Radiomyces spectabilis, 973 nucleotides long. RefSeq names its product small GTPase superfamily. Gene Ontology annotation, biological process: Ras protein signal transduction. The transcript has 5 exons. Gene Ontology annotation, molecular function: GDP binding; GTP binding; GTPase activity. NCBI's taxonomy places the organism in Eukaryota, Fungi, Mucoromycota, Mucoromycetes, Mucorales, Radiomycetaceae. Gene Ontology annotation, cellular component: plasma membrane. The record is from RefSeq and is a predicted model, not a curated record. Bases 130 to 714 code for a protein of 194 amino acids.